This is a messenger RNA of Trypanosoma cruzi, 3948 nucleotides long. RefSeq lists its product as uncharacterized. The coding region runs from base 1 to 3948 and encodes 1315 amino acids. The record is from RefSeq and is a predicted model, not a curated record. Gene Ontology annotation, molecular function: protein binding. The transcript has a single exon. NCBI's taxonomy places the organism in Eukaryota, Euglenozoa, Kinetoplastea, Trypanosomatida, Trypanosomatidae. Gene Ontology annotation, cellular component: cytoplasm.
AUGCUGCUCUGCAAACAGCCGGGGGACACAGGCGUCUUUGCGACCGCAACGCAGCACAAAAUUAAAUUUUAUCGCCUUUCGUCGUCGUCGCAGCUGCUGCGGGAAACAAAGGCAGGGGCGGCAACCACCACCAUCACCACAACAACAACAACAAUAACAACGAGUGUAGCUGUAGGGGAGGGCAUGCAGACGGAGUCCAACACCGCGGGAAAUGAGUGGGAAAGUGCAUUUACACGCACCGCCCCGUCCUCUCCCAUCGCGUCGGUUCCACCGAGCAUGACACGGAAGAGAUGUGGGACGCCAAUUGAUGCGUCAUGUGUUAUUCCGUUAUCCCAAUUCCGUGAGGAGGAGGUGCUUAGCGUGGCUGGGGGUGCAGCGCGGGGUUUUGGGCGGCUGUACAUAUCACAUCUUCAGCCCAACCCACCUGAGGGGAAAAGCAGAGGGGACGAGUCUCUUGCAAAUGUGCCACUGACACUGUCCUUGAGCUGCGCACGGGAUGAUAGAUUACGGUUCUUAUAUUCGGGCAAAACUUUGGGGGCUUGGAUUGGCGCGGAAAACACCGUAUCUGCGCUCUGCACCACGUCGGUGGAUGGGGCGCCAUACGAUGCCGGUUACCAUAACCACAGGGCGGAGAUUGUGGCUUCUGGUUGGGACCCACUUGACGCGUCUGCGCUGGCGAUUGGUAGACGCAGUGGAGUUGUGCAACUGUUGAACAUUGAGAAUAGCAACGGGAUGCUUUCUUCCACGUCACUUCCUUUGAAUUUGGUGGCAGCAGAAAGUUUUGGCGUAAGCAAUGGUUGUCAGGCAUCCUUCGGCACAUCGCCGAUGUACCCAUCUGCCGUAACUCGCAACACCGAACGUAUGCCGCUCUCGGUAUUGUCCGUCAAUGUGGUUCAAGAACGUCUACUGAAGGGUACGUUGACAUCGUUGGAUUGGGCGCCGCGUACUCAUACAACAGUGGUGGCGGCAGAACGUUCAGAUGGCAUUGGGCAUUGUGUAGAAGUGAUGGACCUUCGUUCACCCGAUAACGGCAUUCGUUAUCUCGGUAUGCCGUUCGAGACCACUAGUCCGGCCUCUACCAUGAGCUUAGCAGGCACCGGCUCGUCCAUCUCUGAAGUUUGCUUUGCAGAGCUUGUUGCAUGCGAUUACUCGGGGAUAUACGUAGCAACGGUCGGUAGUCAGAGCCGUCGGGACGUGGCGCAGCUGUGGGACCUGCGCAUGACAUCCAGGCCAGUCUGUCGGCAAAGUCACUCCCGCGUCGGGUACACCUCACUGAAUUGGUCCACGCAUGAGAUUCCCACUGUCAUUGCGACAACGCGGAACGGCGGUUUGCGGGUGCAUGUAUUCAAUGAUUUUCGUUCAGAAACUGAGGAGGAUGAGGGGGUGUUGACGGAGACGGAAGGCAAUCGAACGUCGGGGCGCUCCGUGUAUGCUCCAUUUUACUCCUCUCUCUCGAAGCGCACCGCAAAGCCAUUUGACGAGCGUUUCCAUCCACAGCCUCGUGUGCCAGCGGCGAGUGUGGCGUGGCUGGACGGCUGCCGCUCACACGUUCGAUGCUCGGAGGGGGCAAUGGCGGAAGAAAACGGGGUGGGAAAACAAGGGGAACAACGCGCCCAACAUGGUCCAUCCCAACGCGUGGCGGGUGGCAGCCGCACCGACAUCCCCUGCCUUCUUCUUCUUGAUGCAAAGACGGGAGAAUUAUAUCCGCAGGUAUUUUUUCCGGUGGGUUGCAAAGCAACAAUGAUUGGUGACGUUCCAUUAUGCAGCGCGGGGCCUAAUGUUUUCAUUCUGGAUUCAAGAUGUUUAUUCGAGGGGCAGCCGGAACGGAAAUCGGUGGAGCCCGAUGGGACGAGCUUUAAUAACAACAGUAUGGGCAGUGCAGGUACUCACAUCAAUUAUGAUCCUUACAACGAGAUGGAAAAGGGUGGUGUGGCUCUUUUUAAUUCAGCAGAAAGCACACCGACGAACUGUGCGGGAAUGGCUACACUUGCCGUAGUUAACGCCACAGCGAAAGGGGUGUAUACGGGUAACACGCAUGUGGAUCGCCAUUUGCACCGACUGGAUCGCCUUCGCGCCGGUUUUGUCCCUCAAUCGGACAAAGUCCUUUCGACUCUCUUAAAGGAACAAAGUGACCGCGAGGCAUACGUGCUAUUCCGCUACGGAUGGUACGCGCAGCGUUAUCUGUACCCGGGAAGGGCGGCGCUGCCGGUGCCAGAUGUCAUCCCCGGGCUGCUGGAGUUGUUGGAGCGCGAGAGGCCUCCGAUUAACAGCGGCAUACCGGAGGCUUUUUGCGGGGUGCGCAAACUCAUUUUGUUAGCGGCAGGGUGGGUGACGGACCCAAGGGAGGAGCGUUUGAUGCUCACGCCAGCUGGUGGUGGUGGUGGUGGUGAUGAUGAUGAUGGGCAUGUUGAAAGGACUGUGCAGCUGCCGAGCAGGUUGUUUUCUUCGUCGGAGCCGACCCUUGCAGGGCUUCCACCGCAACAACCACUCCGCGAGAAGAGCACCACCGUCUCUUCAAAUUUGUGUUCGCGUGGGAGUGCGGAUGAGGGCGUGGAGGCGACGGAUUUAUUUUUGCCAACGUCUCAAGGUGAGCUCUCUACUCCCUCUGCUUCCUCACUUACGCCAGCCGACCACGUUGAGAUGGCCUCAUUCCAGGAGGCGGUGGAGCGGCGGGUUGCUAUUCUUGUAUUCAUGCUCCGCCUGAAUGAGGCCUCGGCGCUGCUGUGUCACUACAAUCAUCUCCAUCCUCUUUACUCCACGUUUGCAAUGUUGCUGUUGGCGGCGACGGCAAACCGAAACGGGGUUCCACCGACGUUGACACUGGAUGUAUCGGAAUGCAGUUUUUGGAUUGAGCUCUGCUUCUUUUUCAUGAACGCAUUCUGGACGUCCGCUACUCCCUCCACGGGCCCGGACCAAAGGAAGAAGGAAUACCGCGCAAAAAAAGGUGUAACGAACAACAAUGAUGGAGGUGAUGUUGAUGAGGAUCAUAUCGGUGAAUUUUAUCGCUCUCCGCCUUCAGCGCGUCGUGAGUGUUUUGCUUCUUUUGUACGAUGCUUCCCGCAGAUCCCGUUAUCGGACCGUAUUGCCCUUGCCACGCUCCUGUUGCUGGAUCCGUCACCGACUGCCGAUGGUGAGUCUCAAUGCAACAUUCUCAGUGAGGUUCUGCGGGAAAUGGUGCAGCAACAGUUUUACACGAAUGCGACAGGGGGAUGUUCACUUUUUCUGGCGGCCGCGGUGGAGGGGGUUAGGGGGAGUUGUGUGCCCCUUCAGCGGUACGUGGACGAGACGGGUGACGUGCAGACGCCCGUGGCGUACGUUGCUCUGUAUGGGUCCGGCAAGGGUGCGUCAUGGCGUCAGUGGAACGAGGCCUACCGCAGUCAACUUAACGCAGAGGGGCAUGCGAUUCUACGGAGUCUGCACGAUCUCAGCUGCAAGAAACUGGCGCGGCUCCGAGAGCAGCAGAGCGGGUUUUUGGCGAAACGCCACGCCGUUCCGCCUCCAGGAGCACCUCUCGGUCGGCUUGUUGGACUUUCUUCGCCAGCUGUCGGUCUGAUGGGUGUACCCUUUAGCGGACUUGCGGGCGGAGCCGCAGCGGAAACGAAGACAAAACCAAAACGCAAGAAUAAACGGAACGUGGAGCUGCGUUGCAAGUGCGGGAAGGUCGUCGCCACGUCGCCAAUGGAGUCGGCUGACACGGUGACAAUAAUGGGGCGUCGUCAACAGUCAUUGUGUGGCAGUAUUAACUGCCUCACACCAAUGUGCGUCGUCUGUGGCGAACCGAUGUUUGCCCUUGCGAGUGGCUACGACGUUGAUUCCUCCUUCACUUGUUGUACCGUAUGUCUGCAUGGGGGGCACUGGUCCCACCUGCGCGAUUGGUUUGCAAAGCAUAGAAAGUGUCCUGCAGAAGACUGCCUUUGUAAUUGUUACUGCCCUUCAUUGUCCCCAUGA